This is a messenger RNA of Rotaria sordida, 711 nucleotides long. The record is from the annotation of a GenBank genome assembly. NCBI's taxonomy places the organism in Eukaryota, Metazoa, Rotifera, Eurotatoria, Philodinida, Philodinidae.
AUGUCUGAUGCAAGUUUUGAAACAAUGAAUGGACACAAACUUCUACCUCAUUAUCAAACAACAGCUUAUUAUGAUAUAUUAGCAUGGCUUGAUACAAUUCCAUUAUCUCGUUCAGUACGUAAUUUAGAUGCAGAUUUUGGUGAUGGAAUAUUAGUAGCUGAAAUUAUAGCUUAUUUUUUUCCUGAAUAUGUUGAUUUGGAUAUGUUUAUUAUUGCACGAAAUAUGUCUCAACGUACUAAAAAUUGGCGUAUAUUAAAUUCUGAUGUUUUACCAAAAUUAAGUUUACAUGCUCCUGGUACUGUUGUACAUGAUAUAACAAAUGGAGAUAAUCGUGCUGUUGAAUUAUUUCUUCUUCAUUUACGUGAAAAAAUUGAAGAACAUUUAAUUCGUACAGGAAGAAAAUCACGUUUACAAUGGGAAACAUGGCGUUCAUUUAAUGUUGAACGUUAUCGUUUACCACAAUUAUUAAUGACACCACGUACACCAAGACGAAUGGGACUUUUACCUAAUUAUGGGAGUUUUAAUAGAGGAGGUGGACGACAUAUUGAUCCAUAUCUUCAUGAUGAUGCUUUAAGAGCUAAAGAUGAAGAAAUUGAUGUUCUUAGAGGAAAACUAAAACGAUGUGAACAUAUUAUUAAAACAAAAGAUAAAAGAAUUCAUGAAUUAGAAGAACGUUUAGAAAAAAUCAAACCAAAAAGACCAUCACCAUAA